CAACGCGCGCGUUCCCGAGAGGGAUCGGUAGAAAAUGGCGAGUCUGUGCAAGAAGCAGCAAUGCACGAUCGAGAGGCGAGGCGUUCGGCAGGAACUUGACUCGUGGCGGCACAAACUCAUUCAUUGUGUAGGUUUUGAGAGCAUUUUAGAAGGGUUGUUUGGGUCGGGGCUGCUGGAGGAUCUAACGUCAUUUAAAGACUGUGAGCCUGAAGGUGUGUCAGACUGGUCAUUUGAUGAGAACUGCCUGUUCUGCUGCUUAAGACGAGACAAAGUCAAGGAGCACUUAGUUGGCCUGAGCAACCAGGGGUUGGAGAGUGGGGCUAAACCCCUGCUGGUCAAAGACCAGAUUAAGAUCAACAGACUCGAGAAACAAGCUGAGGAAUUCCUCAGUGCAGUCCUCUACAAAAAAGAUGUCCCCAGCUUCUCAGACCUGCACAUUCCAGUAGUGGCUCGGGAGAUAAUGCAGAGGAUGAUCCGCCAGUUUGCUGCCGAAUAUACCUCAAAAAACAGCUCCUCUUCUCAGGACAUCCCCUCUGCCCCCAGCCCUGCUACCCAGCCCCACUCAGAUCAGAGCCUGCCACCUCCCCCCUCGCUGCCCCCUGCUGCCAGCCUUGGUGGUACUGCUACAUCCUCCGUACCCAGCCAGAACCCUGUCCUCUCCAAGCUGCUUAUGGCCGACCAGGACUCGCCUCUCGACCUCACUGUCAAAAAGCUUCCGCCACAGCCUGUAGAACAAGAUGGAGUCCUGGACCUGUCACUCAAAAAGGGAUGGGCCAGAAGCAGCAUGUCAUCGCACCACAGCCCUCACCUUUCCCAGAUGUCCACUCUCAGAGGGCGUUCCCUGAGAGCUGACGGACAGGCCGGGCUGCCUAUGAGGAGCCUGCAGGAUGGGAGGAGGAGGGAGAAUUUCGGCCACUCCGCCGCUUUAAAGCCCACCUCGCCACUCGGUCAUGUGCCGCACAUCAAACAGGAAGUGAACCAGGAUUCCGACACAGAGUUGUCUCCCAACCAGAACUACACCUCCAGACCCUUCGACCACCUCUCUCUCUCUAGGUAUGGUUCUCCGUCCUGGGCCUCCAAGACCCACUUCGGGGCCCUCUUGAAGCUCCGGGCCAACAGCGGAGCCGGGGACCACCUCAAAGACCUACCGAGCCUGCUGGAGGCUGCGGGGCUCUUCAAGUCCCCCUCCUGUGGGAAGGCAAUCCUCCAGGCCCGGAGAGACCAGGGGCUCUCCCUUUCUCACUCCCCGCCCGUCGACCUCAAAAUCCCCCAGGUGCGAGGCCUAGGAGGCCUGGGGGUGGACCUCUCCUGGGGCUCCCUGAGCUCUGAUUCCUACAGCCUCCCUAGCCCCCACUGUGAGAACAGCCUCGGGAAGAGGCUUAGGUCCAUCCUGCCCAAACACGGUCGCCGGGGAAGCAGUGGAGGUCUGGACGGCCCUGGAAGAGAUGGGGAAUACUGGGGUUCAUCUGAUGCAGACCGCCCUGCCUCUGGGGGGCAGUACCCGACCUCUGACCCUGAGGCAGACCUCUGCAACAAGCAGCCGAGGAAGAAGAGGGGAAGAUACCGUCAGUACAACACAGAGCUGCUAGAAGAAGCUAUAGAAGUGGUUAUGGGGGGGAAGAUGAGCGUGUCCAAGGCUCAGACCGUCUAUGGGAUCCCUCACAGCACUCUAGAGUAUAAAGUCAAGGAGCGCCUUGGCACCCUGAAACACCCGCCCAAGAAGAAGCUGAAGCUGAUGAGCCACAUGGAGGAACUGGAGGGUAUGGAGGCCCCAGAGGGCAAAGAGGCUCUGGAUGCGCCCCUGGACCCCCAGGAGUCGCUGUGUGAGGGGAGACCGUCUGUGUCUGUGCCCAGAGAAAAUGGCAGGGAGCUGCUCGGCACAGGCCUCUCACCAGACAAGUGAUUUUAUUAGGAUCUCCAUUUUCUGCUGCCAAGGUACUUGUUGAUGACGCAGUACUUGUUGACGAUGAUGAGAUGUUUUUACCCAGACCAGGUAAUCGUUUGCAUUUGUCAGACAGUGGCAGUGACUGAGUCUAUAUAGUACACAAAUAACCUGUUUUUGUAUGUUGAUUUUAUUCCAAAAGCACUUAUAUUUACUCUGCUCAAUCCUCUGAAUCAAUCUGACCUAUUCAUCUUAGGUCUUUAAUUGUUUUAAAAUAUUUAUAAAGCCUACUAUGUGGCGGCUGUUCAAGUCAAUUGGAAACUAAAGUGUCUCUCUUUUAACUCUCUAGCUUGCCAAUAUCCCUAGACAUUGUUUAAAACACUCCGCAUUUGAAAUAUGUUUUGGUAGUUUUUAUGAUUGUGCUGCCCUUUUAUACAAUAUUUUAACUGUUCAACCUAAAACACUGCUUUAGAUACGGUGCCAAGUUAAUCCUAAGCAGUACCCCAGUUACUACAGCACUUAGACCAGCGGUCUCCAACCCAUGUCCUGGACAAGUACAGGAUGUAGGGGUCUUAUUCUAGCCUUGCACUAAGACACCUGGUUCAAUAUAAACAAGGCCUUGGUAAGUGAUUAGUUGUAUCGUGUGCCAAUGCUGGGCUGAAACAAAAGCCUGCACACCUUUAGCACCCAGGUUGGAGACACCAGAACAUGUAUUUGUUUGGGUCAUUAGCAUGAUGCUCAGCCCUCAACAUGUUAUUGGUUAUGUAGAAUCAAGGCUUGUUUGUUUUAAACUCCCUAUUAAUAUUUAAUAUAAAUAGGGAAUGAUUAUUUAUUAUUUUACUUUGUGAUCUUGAAGUCAAAUGCUUGUGGACAGACUCUCUUUCCCUGUCACUGUUUAGCAAAUGCACACCUGAGAUUGAAUAGACCGAACUGCAGCAAAAAGAAUAUGCGGUUGCAAGGAUGCAUGCAACCAUUGUCUACUACUGAAUAUCUUAAUGUACAUUUUGUAUGUUUGUUUGUUGGGAGAACAGAUUCCCCUGUCCACAAUUUCACCACCUUCUUAGUUACCAACCAAACCUCAGAACUAAACUCUCCAAAAGCAUGCCAGAUUACAACCACUCCGACAUGUCACAUUCUGCGGUUGUAGGAAGAAUGGAACAUUUUGUUACUCGUGUUCACUCGUAGCCUUCACCACAACUCAGGAUAAUGUUUGUGUGGGGUUGCAGUACUUGUCAGAAUGCAUAUCUCGAUCUUUAUCAAAACUGUAUAUACUAUGUUAGAUAUCUAUACACAAACAUACCUCUCUGAUAGAUAUAUAGCUUACUUAUUUCCAUGCCUCUUGUAUCAUCUGAAAAGGGGAAAUCUAGUUUGUACAUCCGCAAACAGACAUUUUUGGGACGUCUUACCAUUGACUGAUUUGUGCACCAACCUUUUUCAGGUGUUCUCACAACCUACCUUUAACCGAUCUCCAUAGAAUUUAUUUACCAUUUGAGCCUUCUGGACAUUCUUUCAAUUUGAAUCUGAGCACAACAAACUUCAGGUAGUCUCGUUACAUCUAGGGAUGACUGUCCCUACUUAAUAGAAGGUAAAGACAAGGGACAGGUGGAAAUGUUCAUUCUUAAACUUUUAUUUUUUAUCUUAACUGUAUUCCAAAAAUGAAUGAUUUUAUUGAUCUUUUCCUGAUCAUAUGUUAGAUUGCAGCUUUUAUAGUACCUUAUUUCAAUGCAGUAAAUUGAUGCGUCUCAAACAGGUUUUCACCAUGUGACACAACACUAAGGAAAUGAUGUGGAGAAGUGUACAAUAUGCAGAAGCAUAGAUGGUCCGUUGCUGUUUCAACAUCAUGAUGCUCUUAGACGACAUCACAUAGUUCCACCGACGCCAUAUUUGUUCCUCCGUGGUAAUACCGACCAAUAACUGUUUAUGGAGAUGUCCGAAUUGUACACCAAGUUUACCUACCUAAUUCUAGAAUCGGAAGUGGAAUCCAGAUGCUCAUCGUAAAUCGAAUGCUUGGGAGCAGCAACAUGACGUCUGGCUGUCAAUUUGUCCAAACUACUCUGAGUAUAUGUAUGCUACUACUCACCCUAUCAACAGUUAUACCUCAGUACAUUCCAGAAUGUUGGAUCAAGCCCCUAUGGUCCUUGUAUCAGGCUUAUAUUACAGUACUUUAUUACUGUCAUCGUACAGGUCUUGGAAAUCUUUAUAGAUAAAGACACAGGAAGAUGUUUUUUUCCUUCUAACUCUUAACCCAGUAAGUUCUUAUGCAGCAUUCUUGAGACUGGGCCAAAAUCCUACCUUGAGAUCCACACACAUUGCCGACAUUCAUGUAAAUCGUAAAUGCCUUGGAUGUAAAUGAGAUAUUUACACAAGCAUUUACACAAGCAUUUACACAAGCAUGUGUUUUAUCAAGUUGUAUUUCGGCCUACAGUGAACACAUAGCUAUAAACUCUUAAUAAAGAGAUUAUUCCUAAAACUUCACUAUCACAUGAAAUGCAGAAAACAAGAACCUUCCUCAGGCAAGGCUGGCCAUACGGUCUCCUCUUCAGGUUUAAAAACAUGAAAGGUUUAAAAAGGACAAUGUAGCAUUUCAGAAUCUCGGUGACAUGUCCUUUAGUCUUGUAGGUGGAUAUAAGGAUGGUGACCGCUAAUUGGUGUGAAUUUAAUUCCUACUUUUAAAUGUACAUUGUAUAUAGAUGGGUGGGUUGUUUAGCAGCAAAAACUGAUGCGUGCGCAACCGUGGAGAAAUACCGGCAGGGUUGUUGACAACAUGGGAACUAUUUCCUCCCCCAAAUCUUUAUUGAAAACAUAAAUAAAUGUGCACAAUGAGCACUUGUCUCUCAAAUACGUUGUUAUAUUUUGGUUAGCUAACUGGCUAGUUUUUGCCAUAUUAGCAUAGACGUGAAGAGUCAAAACAAGACCGAACAAGCUACCUACAACUCCCCACAUGGCAGCUUCUUGUUAUUGUUGCUGUCUGACCAUCCAGAAUCACAACAAACUGACUACUGCCCCAUUGACGCACGUGCAUCGUUUUUGUGACGUCAGCUAACCCAUCUAUAUGCAGAAUCUUUUGAUGACCUUGCAAACUAACUGUGAUCAACAUGAAUAGCCAUAUAUAGUUAACCCACAAGUCCAGGCAUAUGCUUCACAGGAGUUACAAUGGAUUUACAUGUACAUUUUAUUGAAAUUGGUAAUCAGAAAUGAAUCAAAUUGGCAUCUUUUUUUUGUUUUUGAGGGUGAGUCCAUUUAGUAGCGGACGGGCCACAAAGAAAAAAGUCAAGUAAAGGACUUUAAUCAGAGUAAAGUAACAUUUUGAGUUGCCAGGCUUUUCUGGGUUACCAUGGAGCCUUGGUCCUAGGUAAUUGCCUGCCAUUUAAAAAAUACAUUGCCAUUUUAAGUCCAAAUACUGAUCCAAGAUUACACUAUUUGGAGAGAAACAAUUCCAGGUUUAGUUUUUCCAGCUCUGUUUUGUUAUUAGCAUUUUGCAUGCUAUCUGUUCUUGCAUGAUACAAAACAAGUGAGACUCGUGUUAAUACCACGUAUGGAACCUGUGGUGUAUGUCUUUAAUGUUGAAAUAACACAAAUCUACAGUAGCAAAUCUGUUGGUUUCUACUACCUCAUUUCUAGAAAAGGAUUGACCCUUUUCUCAAAUAAAUACAACUUUGAGGCAGUGGUGUACGGAUGUAGCAACAUCCCAUAAACACAAGCCAGGGAUAUGGGCAAAAGCUCUCUUGCAGUCCAGGUUGAUGUGCUUAAAUCUGCUAGAUAUUUGUUGACUUGCUGCUUUAGAUAUAUGCCAUAAUCUUGCUAUUGUUGUCAUCAGUUUAGUGAUAUGCCGCCCAUGGCCUAUCAGGUCCAUUCAGCUACCGAAUAAUUGAUGUUUUGAGAUGACUUGAAAACAACUUGGCAAAGGUUGAAAUGAGCAAGAAUGUUCAUGGAUAAGGCGGUUCUAUGAGACUACUGGGAUUUAAACCCUUUUGUGAAUAAUUCAAGGUUCCGUAAACGUUUUGUGCACCCUGCUUGACUCUAUGUUAAAGGUGAGGAAGUUUUAGAUGUACUGUGGUGAUUGGGUUUUGUAUGUUAGGUAAGUGUUUCUACUGAUGUUGUGUUUUUGAGUAUCUUGUAGCCAUUCUUCCCAAUUAUUUGAUUCGAACCUACACACUUAAUAACACAUAGAUGACACUCAAGAUUUGCAGACCCUUCAAGUCAAUGUGAAGAUUUAUCUUGACAUGAUAGAUGUUGUAGUUCUUUGACUCAUGCCAUAUUUUAGGAGAGAACGAUGCUUCUCCUAACUUAAAUAGCCCUGAAUGUAAACAGUUUAAACACUAAUUCUACCAAACUAUACUCAGACAGAUUUGACAGAUGCAUAUAUAAAACUAGUCGUGUGUGUGUAUACAUACAAAUAAAUAUAUUGCUUAUUGGUACAUAGUAUAGUUAUAUUUAGCUCUUAUCACAGAUUCAGGGAAGUACAGCUGAGAUGUCAAAACUACUUUCUCAUUUUCCAUUCUGUUUUGACUGGAUGUUGACGAGGUUACGUCUAUGGUUUCCAUAGUGAACGCGGUCUUCAAAUAGGCUUUGAUUAAAGACAGUGUGCUGAUGUGUACAUAUAGUAUACUGAAAAGGUGGGGUUUGGGGUUAUUGUAAAUGCUUUGUCUGCUUUUUUUGAGUUUAUUUGAAAGCAAUGGCACUCCUGACUACUGUUCUGUAAUAUUUGAACGUAUAAAACUACUUCUAUUAAUGAAAUUGCUGAUGACAUUUAAACUUAAAUACCUUUUUUAUAUUUAGGAAAAUGUAUGAAGGAAUUAGAUUUUGCAUGAUUGCCGGUGUGUGGAUUGAAGGCAGCACGUGUUGUAUUGUUGGCUAUGUGAAGUGGAAUUGGCGGAAUCCUGUAGCUGAAGGAUUCGUUGAAAACACGGAAGUGUAUGCAAGGCAAAUUAUUGUCACAUAGACAAACUUUGAGACUAGAAUUCUUAGUCAAAUCUGGCCAUGAUCUAUACAGUGGCCUACUUUAAGAUUUGUGUAACUAACUCAUAUAUAUAUAUAUAUAUAUAUACACCAUGUGUUCUUAAUCUUUGCUAAAUCAUUUUUACUCACUCUAUGAAUUCUAAGGUAAAUAACACGGGUGCAUAUAUAUAUAUAUAUAUAUAUAUAUAUAUAUAAGUGUUUGAAAUAUCUGUCCCUUCUGUUGUUGCUGUCAUCGUCUCUUGCUCUAUUUCUGCUUGUCUCCCCCAUCCUUUUUGUUGAGAACACGUGAGAAUUGUCAUUUUCAUAUUCAUAUUAUCGUGGUCAGAUAUUAACUCCCCAAUUUUGAAAGAAAAGUGGAGAGAGACAUGGAAACCCUCAGGGACAAAACACACACCCCUCACUCCUUCAGGUACUGUCUAUACACUUAGGCAUAGCAGGGAUUUGAAGUCCUGUAAACAAAAUCCAACACACCAAAAAUGGGUCAGAUACUAGUUUAGGCUAAACCGUGGCUGUUUCAGUUUAGCUUUUUUUUGUUUCUUAAAAAUGUUUUAUUUUUUAAAUCGCAUGUGGAUUGUUUUUUGGCUUUUUGCACAAUUAUUCUUUGACUUAAGGUGGUCCUGUGUUUGAGCCAAAACAUCCAAUUUUAUCUCUGUGGUUUUUAUUUUUUUAAUCAUUUUAAAACGCAAAGAAUGUCUAUGUAAACUCAGUUCAGGUAAGAUGUUAGCCAAACAUGUUUUUUUAAGCUGCAUUUAUGUCUCCAGCCCACAGUGCCUCAGACACCAUAGUUAUCACACUGCGUUGAUAAUGAACUACUGUUUAACAGAAUACAUUUGGACCUACUCUCUGAGCAUCUGUGGAAAAUGUGAAACAUUGAAGAGAAGAAGAAAAGGCAUUCAAUCAUCCAUUUUGGUCUAAUUUAAAAACUGGUGUAGAUUGACACUGCGUUUAGUCAAACAUCUUCUGAUUAACACAAUUAUUCUAAUGCAAGUGCAAUGUAUAAUUUAUUUAUUUAAAUGAUGUGAUUUGUUGGGAAGAUUUAUUUAGUUGGAUGUUCUCUUUGAGCAAUCAUUUCUAUUCUCUCUCUAAGCCCUUCUGAUUUAGAGCUCUGCUUGGUAGCCUACAUGUUGCUACUUAUCUUUGGGUUGACAGCUCUUACUUUUACAUUAAGACUGUACUAUAUUGAGUCUGUAAUAGCAAGUUAUUCCUUUUCAAACGUUUGAAAGCAGCCCUUUUUAGUCCUAUGCUGUGGUCUAAUUGGGAUGACUUGCAAUGCUGGGACAUUCUACUUCAAACAGAGGACUGAGGGAUUUUUUUUUUAAAUUAUAAAAGAGAAAAUAUUUUAUCUUAUUUCCAGCUUUAGUGUCCUAUAAGCAAUUCGGUUUCUUUUUUUGAAAUACCUAAUUCAGUAGUCAAGACAAAAACAUGAAAUAAAACAUUUGUUUGGUUUAUGUGGUCAGAUGCUCAGAUAGCAGGUACACCUAAAUCUAACUAGACCUCAUUUCAGUACUAGACCUCAUUUCAGUAAUUGCCAUUUACAGUUUGGCAGACUCAAUAGACUUACAUUUUUCUACUGUAAUUGAUGAAUGUUUUUCUUUUUGUACUAUGUUAUUAGAACUUCUUGGCUAUGGUCAAUUGUCUUUCUAGUACAGAGGACUUAAUCAGUAAGUUAAUUUGAUUGCACAUGUACAUUUUCCAAUUUUGAAUGCAAUUUUGAUUUGAUAACUUGACUAAUAAAAUAUGCUAUGUAAUCUUUUAAGUGAAGUGGUUAUGAUCUUGAUUUUAUGUAUGUUGCAUUGAACCUGGGGCACCAAUGAUUAAUUGUCUUUGUGCAUGUGUAAGAAUUUACUCAAUGUAUCCUGUAAGGAAAAAACGCCAUUUUGAAAAAGAUCAGCUGUAACAGGUCAUUCACUGGAUGAAAUAAUCACUUUUCAAAAUCACCUAUUCUUCUAAUAAAUGUUAUUGUGAAAAUAAA
Messenger RNA from Oncorhynchus nerka (sockeye salmon), 8813 nucleotides. Its product is annotated as ligand-dependent corepressor-like. Lineage: Eukaryota; Metazoa; Chordata; Actinopteri; Salmoniformes; Salmonidae. Gene Ontology annotation, biological process: regulation of transcription by RNA polymerase II. The record is from RefSeq and is a predicted model, not a curated record. Gene Ontology annotation, cellular component: nucleus. Gene Ontology annotation, molecular function: DNA binding. The transcript has 7 exons. Bases 35 to 1903 code for a protein of 622 amino acids.